UGUGCGGUACUUUUCGGGAUAUUUCUGCGUUGUCCUUUCUGGAGGUUCAGUUAAACCUUGCCUAUCGGCGCCAUUGGGACAGCCGUGUCGUUACACUGGAGUAUGUCCAUCCAAACAAUGAAAACCAUACAUCCGGAUCUGGCGAUUGCGACAAUAUUCGUUGGGUCACCAAAUUUCCUUUCCCGUUUGCACACAGGGAAUACAUAUACCUGCGUCGUUGGUGGCUUGAGCCGGGCGAUAUUCAUAUCCAAGUUAAACGCAACCAAUGUUCAGAUAUCCAGAGCACAUCUGCCGAUUGUGAAUUGACAUCUUACGGACGUUAUGCUAUUGUUUUCUCACGCUCAUCCUUGUCUGCUACCGAAGACCUCAUCAAAAAGCGCAGCUUCAGUGAAUGGACCAAAAAGCUCAAGCGGCAGGCCCCUAUUUUGGUAACCGCAUAUCGAUCAGCGCUUCUUAUUGAGGCUCAUACGCAAUUUGAUGAGGUAUGCCCAGCUGACAACGCUUUUUGUCCUUCCUGGGAUGAACUACUACUUGGUCUACUACGAUGAUCCUCGAUUUUCAAUGGGUGAUCCCACCAUCGGGGUUGUGGUUGGAAAAGCCAUGGACCAAUUUAUGGAGCAACUUCAUGAUGCUGCGCUAAAACUCACUCAGCACGGCCUUCCAGAUAACACAGACGCAGUGGUUUUCCGACGAAUAACCCCCAAGUCGAACGAAUCCAUUAAUUCCCCACCCAGCUCCACCACUUCUUCAGGGUCAGCUACGGAUUCAAAUGUUAGUCUGAUCUCUCAGUCUACAUCAAAGCCUUCUAACUCUCAGUUUCUCAAAUGUGCCAGCUGAAUACAUUUGUCCAGAUCGGCCGAAUGCCCUUGCACUAUUCCGUCAACUUUUCACACACCAGCCCAGAGAUGGGCAACUCCUUUUACAAAGUUGUUCGCCCCUCACACUACCGCCUUGUAGAUUUUUCGCUUUGUCUCCUUGUCACGCUAGACCUAGUUUUCCACUUCCCUCGCAGUUGUACAUUGAUCCAAUACCUCUAGUUCCUGGGCAUUUGCUUACUUUCAUAUGCUUUAUAUUUGAAUACAAAUAAACUCUUAGCCGCGUC
Dicrocoelium dendriticum is the source of this 1102-nucleotide messenger RNA. The record is from the annotation of a GenBank genome assembly. NCBI's taxonomy places the organism in Eukaryota, Metazoa, Platyhelminthes, Trematoda, Plagiorchiida, Dicrocoeliidae.